CUCUCGAUUGUGUGAGUUCAUAGCUAAUCAGCAGCAGUGCUGGGUCCAGAGAGGAGUCACAGCAUGGACCUUAGAUUCAGACUGCUGUCACCUCUCACCAGGGGAGCUCUUCAUCUCCUGCUGCUGGCCAGACUGGUGCUGCCUUCUCACUCAGAGAGCAUGCCCAGCUUCAUUAAGUCACCGGACGAUCAGACAGGUAUAUCAGGAGGAGUGGCAUCGUUCGUAUGCCAGGCAGUGGGUGAGCCAAAACCUCGCAUUACCUGGAUGAAGAAGGGGAAGAAAGUCAGCUCUCAGCGCUUUGAGGUCAUUGAGUUCGAUGAUGGUUCGGGUUCUGUGCUGCGUAUCCAGCCUUUGAGGACCCACCGUGAUGAGGCCAUCUAUGAAUGCACAGCUACCAAUAGUGUUGGAGAGAUCAACACCAGUGCCAAGCUUACUGUGUUAGAGGAGGACCAGAUCCCUCAUGGUUUCCCCACCAUAGACAUGGGGCCCCAGCUUAAGGUUGUGGAGAGAACGCGUACUGCUACGAUGCUGUGUGCAGCCAGUGGUAACCCUGACCCAGAGAUCUACUGGUUCAAAGACUUUCUACCUGUGGACAUCAGCAGCAGCAAUGGACGCAUUAAACAGCUGCGUUCAGGAGCACUUCAGAUUGAGAACAGUGAGGAGGCAGACCAGGGCAAGUACGAGUGUGUGGCAGUCAACAGCGCUGGGACUCGCUACUCUGCUCCAGCUAACCUUUAUGUUCGAGUUCGUCGUGUGCCUCCCCGUUUCUCCAUCCCUCCCACCAAUCAUGAUGUAAUGCCUGGAGGCAGUGUCAACCUGACCUGUGUGGCGGUCGGCGCUCCCAUGCCUUAUGUCAAGUGGAUGACCAGUGAGGUGGAGCUGACCCGAGAGGAGGAGAUGCCUAUUGGCCGCAAUGUCCUGGAGCUCACCAACAUCCAACAUUCUGCCAACUACACUUGCGUGGCCAUAUCCUCCCUGGGCAUGAUUGAGACCACGGCCCAGAUAACCGUCAAAGCUCUGCCAAAGCCACCUGCCUCCCUCAUUGUGACCGAAACUACAGCAACCAGUGUCACCCUGACCUGGGACUCUGGUAAUCCUGAAUCGGUGUCCUACUAUGUAAUUCAGUACCGCCCCAAACUGUCUGAAAACGGCUUCCAGGAAGUAGAUGGAGUAGCCACCACCCGAUACAGCAUCGGCGGCCUCAGCCCCUUUUCCGAAUAUGAAUUUCGCGUAAUGGCUGUCAACAACGUCGGCCGGGGGCCUCCCAGUGGUAUUGUGGACACUCGUACAAGUGAGCAAGCACCCUCAUCCCCUCCUCUUCACGUCCAGGCGCGCAUGCUGAGUUCCAGCACCAUGCUGGUUCAGUGGGAACCUCCAGAGGAGCCCAACGGCCAAAUACGGGGCUACAGGGUCUACUACAGCUCCACGCACAAUACCCCACUAAGCGCCUGGCAGAAACACAACACAGAUAACAACCAGCUCACCACCAUCUCAGGCCUGACCACAGAUAUCACAUACAGCCUGAGAGUACUGGGCUUUACCUCAGUGGGAGACGGACCUCCCUCUGAUGUUCUGCAGAUCAAGACCCAGCAGGGAGUUCCAGCUCAGCCGUCUGGGUUUGAGGCUGAAGCAGAACUGGAUUCACGCAUCAUGCUGUCAUGGCUUUGGCCAGUUCAGGAGCCCAUCAUUAGCUUUGAGCUGCUCUACUGGGAGGCCAACAACCCUACAGACAAGCAUCGCGUCACUUUCGAGCCCGCAGGUUUCUACGCAGUUGAUGGUCUGAAGCCGGACACAGUCUAUAUGUUUUCCCUGGCAGCACGAUCUGAGAUGGGUUUAGGAGUCUUUACUAGGCCAAUUGAGACCAGAACUGCCCAAUCCACCCCUUCAGCCCCUCCUCAGGAGGUACGCUCGCUCAGCCUCAGCUCCACAAGCAUCAAGGUGAGUUGGGAGGCAUCUCCCACAGACAGCCGCCAUGCGGAGAUAGUGCGCUACUCCCUAGCCUACCAAGCAGUAACAGGGGAAGACAUGGAGCGCCACCAGGUGUCAGGGAUUGGUGCCGAUGUCACCAGUUACGUGCUAGAGGGCCUGGAGAAGUGGACUGAGUAUAUGGUGUGGGUGAGGGCUCACACUGAAGUUGGGCCCAGCCCAGAGAGCCCAGCAUCCCACAUCAGAACCCAGGAGGAUGUGCCCGGAGCUCCUCCCAGGAAGCUGGAGGUGGACACCCUCAACUCCACUGCUCUCAGGGUGACCUGGAAGCCUCCCCUGUCUGUGAAGCAGCAUGGCCAGAUCAGAGGCUACCAGCUGGUCUACUCCAGGCUAGAGAACGGGGAGCCUCAUGGCCAGCCAGUCAUCGUGGACAUUUCACUCCCUGACGCACAGGAUACCAUUAUAACAGGUCUGCUGCCAGAGACGACCUACUCAUUGACUGUGGCUGCAUAUACCACUAAGGGUGAUGGAGCUCGCAGCAAGGCUAAGGUGGUCACCACCACAGGAGCAGUACCUGGUAAGCCCACCAUGAUGAUCAGCACCACUAUAGGGAACACAGCCUUGAUCCAGUGGCAGCCUCCUAAAGAGAUGGUUGGGGAGCAUGUGGGAUACCAGCUGCUGUACAAGAGAGUAGAGGAAGAAGCUUUCACCAUCAAAGACUUCAGAAAGAUAGAUGACCAUUUCACAGUCACCGGCCUCCACAAGGGUGCCACCUACAUCUUUAAACUGUGUGCCAAAAACCGAGCAGGCAAUGGGGAGGAAUAUGUGAAGGAGAUCAGCACCCCUGAAGACAUCCCCAGCAGCUACCCCCCAAAUCUGAGUGUGGUGGGACUGACCGCCACCUCCACCCAACUUGCCUGGGACCCCCCUCCUCUGUCCCAGAGGAAUGGGAAAAUUGUGAAGUACGUGGUGGUGUAUCGUGAUAUCAAUAUCCAGCACAAUAACACCAACAAUACCACAGAAACACUGAUGACCGUCCAAGGUUUGCAGCCUGACACAACCUACGACAUCAGAGUCCAAGCUUUUACGAGUAAGGGGGGAGGUCCCAUCAGCCCCAGCAUCCAGAGCAGGACCAUGUCCACCUCCAUGCCAGACCUUCCCCCAGUGUUCACCAAGAACUUUGGAGUGAAGGCUGUGACGAAAACCUCUGUGCUGCUGACCUGGGAAGUGCCAGAAACAUACACAUCUCAAGUGCCUCUCAAGAUAUUGUACAACCAGAAGAGUGUGGAGGUCCAGGGGAACCUUAAGAGGAAGCUGAUCACUCAGCUUCAACCAGAUACUGAUUACUCCUUUGUGCUGAUGAGUCGGGGGAACAGUGCCGGUGGUCUCCAACAGCAGGUGUCCAUCCACACAGCUCCCGACCUCCUGAGGGUGAAACCUGCUCUGUAUCAGCAUGAUGUGGAAGAGGGUGGGAGAGUGACCGUCAGUCUGCCCCGGGCCCCUGCUGGAGCCCCGAUCAGGUGGUACUACCUAGUGGUUGUCCCUGUCACCCCAGCUUCUCUGAGCAGAUGGGAGAGCCCAGAAGACAUGGACAUACAUGAGCUCCUGGAGGCUGGUGCUGACAGCAAACUGCAGAGAAAGAGAAGACAGAGCCAGGACUUCCUGCAACCCUACAUCACUGCCAAGCUGGACGUCCUGCCUGAGAUCUUCACUCUGGGUGAUGAGAAGAAAUACAAUGGCUACUACAACAAACCCCUCCCAGGCCAGCAGCAGUAUCGCUGCUUUGUCCUGGCUGACCUGACGGACCAUGAGUCUCAGAGGAUGUUUGCAGCGAGCCCGUUCUCCGAGCCCAUCAUGGUGAAGCUCCACAGUGGGAUGAGCCGACACACUGAGGACCCAGAGAUGCUGUGGGUGAUGGGUCCAGUCCUGGCUGUCAUUCUCAUCAUCAUCAUAGUCAUUGCUAUUCUACUCUUCAAAAGCAAACAAGAAAGGAAAAGAACGUCUCCAGCCAAGGAUGAGCACAUGGCAGGGGUCAAGGACUCACUGCUGGCCCAUUCCUCAGAUCCUGUGGAGAUGAGGAGGCUCAACUACCAAACACAAGGUUCCAGUGCCCUCAGUUGUUGUCCCAACACUCCAAGAAUGAGGGAACAUCCUCCCAUCCCUGUCUCUGACCUGGCAGACCACAUAGAGAGACUCAGGGCCAACGACGGACUGCGCUUCUCUCAGGAAUAUGAGUCUGUUGAUCCAGGACAGCAGUUCACCUGGGAGCACUCGAACCUGGAGGUCAACAAGCCAAAGAACCGCUAUGCAAAUGUGAUCGCUUAUGACCACUCCAGGGUCAUCCUCACACCUGUGGAUGGAGUUCCAGGUAGCGACUACGUUAAUGCCAAUUACAUUGAUGGCUACAGGAAGCAGAAUGCUUACAUCGCCACACAGGGUCCGCUGCCAGAGACACUGACUGAUUUCUGGAGGAUGGUGUGGGAGCAGAGAACCUGCACCAUUGUAAUGAUGACCCGUCUGGAAGAGAAGUCACGGGUGAAGUGUGACCAGUAUUGGCCCAGUCGAGGCACAGAGACAUAUGGGAUGAUUCGGGUGACCAUGUUGGACACUGUGGAGCUGGCUACCUACAGCGUACGCACAUUUGCCCUUUAUAAGAAUGGCUCAAGUGAGAAGAGAGACGUCAGACAGUUCCAGUUCAUGGCAUGGCCUGACCAUGGAGUGCCUGAGUAUCCCACUCCAACGCUGGCCUUUCUUCGCAGAGUCAGGGCCUGUAACCCUCCAGACGCUGGACCAAUGGUGGUUCACUGCAGUGCUGGUGUCGGGCGGACAGGCUGCCUCAUUGUGAUUGAAGCCAUGCUGGAGAGGAUGAAACAUGAGAAGUCCGUGGACAUUUAUGGUCAUGUAACGUGUAUGCGAGCUCAGAGGAACUACAUGGUGCAGACAGAGGAGCAGUACAUAUUCAUCCACGAGGCCCUGCUAGAGGCUGCAAUAUGUGGCAAUACAGAAGUCCCUGCACGCAGCCUCUAUGCCCACAUCCAGAAGCUCACCCACACCCCCCCUGGAGAGACCGUCACCACCAUGGAACUGGAGUUCAAGAAACUGGCCAACUCAAAAGCACAUACCUCAAGAUUCAUCAGUGCCAACCUACCGUGUAACAAGUUCAAGACCCGCCUGGUGAACAUCAUGCCUUUUGAGUCCACCCGCGUCUGCCUACAGCCAAUAAGAGGGGUGGAGGGCUCAGACUACAUCAACGCCAGCUUCAUCGAUGGAUACAAGCAGCAGAAAGCAUACAUGGCCACCCAGGGCCCGUUAGCUGAGACCACAGAGGACUUUUGGAGAAUGUUGUGGGAACACAACUCCACCAUUGUAGUGAUGCUCACCAAGCUCCGUGAGAUGGGACGGGAAAAGUGCCAUCAGUACUGGCCUGCUGAGCGUUCUGCGCGCUACCAGUACUUUGUUGUGGACCCCAUGGCUGAGUACAACAUGCCUCAGUACAUCCUGAGAGAGUUCAAAGUCACAGACGCCAGGGAUGGGCAGUCGAGGACCAUCAGACAGUUCCAGUUCACUGACUGGCCAGAGCAAGGAGUGCCAAAAACUGGGGAGGGAUUCAUUGACUUUAUAGGCCAGGUCCAUAAAACUAAGGAGCAGUUUGGACAAGACGGACCAAUUACUGUUCACUGCAGUGCUGGUGUUGGGCGGACCGGUGUGUUCAUCACCCUGAGCAUCAUCCUGGAGAGAAUGAGGUACGAGGGAGUGGUCGACCUCUUCCAGACUGUCAAGAUGCUCCGCACUCAGAGGCCAGCCAUGGUGCAGACAGAGGACCAGUACCAGCUGUGCUACCGGGCUGCUCUGGAGUAUCUGGGAAGCUUUGAUCACUAUGCAACAUAACCCCACCCAGAAGGAACUGGUGUCUCCUCUGAGCCAUAUUCACAUCAGUCCCUUUGGCCUGAUGUGGAGGUUACAGAGGACUGUGUGUGUGUGUGUGUGUGUGUGUGUGUGUGUGUGUGUGUGUGUGUGUGUGUGUGUGUGUGUGUGUGUGUGUGUGUGUGUGUGUGUGUGUGUGUGUGUGUGUGUGUGUGUGUGUGUGUGUGUGGGCAUGAAACAGGGGAGGAGAAGAGAGGGAGCUGGACAACCCCCCCUGGACUGGUACCAUGAUUCUGCCACAGACCCAACACCAAAACCUCUCAGAAUCCAACCCUGAAUGACUUUUAUCCAUGCCUCAUUCUCCUAUCACUUCCUGAUAUCUGCCUCUUCCCAAUAGCAAAAAUAUUUUUCUGCUAUUAUCAUUUAUAUUCACUAUUACUAUGUUGUUAUUAAUAUUUAGAAAUUAUUUUGUAAUCACUUACACUGGUUAUUAUAUGUCUUAAUCUUUUUAUUAUUUUUGUUAGCACUAAGAACAUGUAUUUUCAAGAUGCUCAAAGUUAUUAACACUGGAGAGCGUAUACUCACAGCUGCUAACGAUUUUAUUUUCUACCAUAGAUAUGAUAGUCUAAUGUUAUCAUUACUCCAUUGGCCCUGUUCAGAGGAAAAUGUGUCUUUGAAUUCCUGUCUUCACGUCACAUCUAUGAUGAUGGGGAUAAUUUGUCAUAAACUCUUGACGAUUCACAGCUGAACAACUGCUGGUAGAAAUAUUCGAAUGACUUUCUCAGCUGUCUGAGAUCUGGAGAAAAUAGAAAUGUGAAGCUGUGGCACAGCCCUUUUGUGAAAACAAAAGGGGUUAGGUUGACUUGACUCACUCUUCUUUGUGAGUCUUUGAGAAAAACGUGACACGUUGCAUGAAAAACAGGAAUUCCCAACACCUCAAUUUAUGACAAGAUGUUUUCUUAUGAGAACAUUCAGUCACCAUUCAAGGCUAAAUCUAAAUCACUGUGUUUUAGAUGCUAAACCUUGAUACAUAAGGCUGACUCCAUUCUACAUAUAUUUUCAUUUUUGUCAACUAAUCCUAAAACACAACCAUCAGUGUCGAUCACCCCAACUUUCUGACGUCGAAAAUGCUUUCUGUGGCUCUCUGCGCCAAGCUAUUCCUAUUGGGAAAAUAUAUUUUUAAAUUCUAUAUAGAGUUCAGUAAUUUGCUGUAAAAGCUUGACAUGGUUGAGAGAACAAUUCAUUUGUUGGAGACUAUUUUCAAAAGCAAAGUAAUUCACAUUUGGUGCUGUAGUGAAUAUUUGAGGCUGCAGGGUGGGUAAUGAUGAGUGUGUUCAGUGUGUGUUCAUGGUAAUGAAAAACAUCUCACCCAAUGCUAUAGUGUGUCUCACUAAUAGUUUUUGGAAACAAUGAGUGACAUUUUUCACCAGUUCACUGUUGGUUUGAGUCAGGACUUGUUGACACAUUCAGAAUAUCAUCCAAAUUUUCCUUAAAACAAAUCCCCAAUUUUGUUCGAAAAGAUUGAUGCCGCGAAUCUGAGAAUGUCCAUGUUUUUAAAACCAUUCCAGUUCUCAAAUACAAAGUAUUAACAGUGAGUUUAGAAUAAAUGAACAAUUCAGCAUCACUAUUAGGUCAUAUGAAAAUCUCACAAUUUAAGUAUGAAGGUCAAACUCAGCAAUAAUCACAAUUAUCUCAGCCAAACUGAUUUUUAUGGUUAGAAAACACUGUUUUACUAACAUGCAGUCAGAUUUUCUGGGCUUGUAAUCAGUUCACAAAAUGUCCAGAUAUUGUGUUACAGUUGAAAUAUACAUUUCAUGUUAUAUUACAGCUCUAUUUUAUCACUGUGUUGCAGAAAGACAAACAACUAACUUAAUUGGUGGAUCUCUGGCUUUACUGGAUGAGAUGACAAAGUCAGAUGGUUUUGGAUGAAGUGAAGUCAUACAGAGGUCCUAUCUGUUGUGUACAUGAUCUGUUUUCUAUUUGUUAAUAAAAAGCAGAAAAAUGUCCUGAAAAUGUUGUUAAUAAAGUUGAAUAACUGGGUUUGUAAUAUAAA
This is a messenger RNA of Hippoglossus stenolepis (Pacific halibut), 7843 nucleotides long. RefSeq names its product protein tyrosine phosphatase receptor type Fa (gene ptprfa). The transcript has 33 exons. The coding region runs from base 64 to 5814 and encodes 1916 amino acids. Gene Ontology annotation, biological process: protein dephosphorylation. The record is from RefSeq and is a predicted model, not a curated record. NCBI's taxonomy places the organism in Eukaryota, Metazoa, Chordata, Actinopteri, Pleuronectiformes, Pleuronectidae. Gene Ontology annotation, molecular function: protein tyrosine phosphatase activity; protein binding.